GGCUGAGGACGAGGGAUCCAUCGUUGAGAGAGAUGGCGGUCAAAGUUGGUGGGCGUGUGCGUAUGGGCUGCAAUGGUUGCCUUGAGCUAUAUAAGUUGCUGACUAAGCCAAAGUAGCUGUAUUUGGUCAAAGCGGCUGCUUACAUUCCAAGUUGCCGCUUUGGCAUUGUCUUUUUAGCCACAUUUAUCUUAUCCUUUGCCCGGCGGAACUAUUCUGUAGGCUUGUUCCUGGUGGGGUCAUCUUCUGGAUGCUAUGAGCAGAAUUCCACCAGGAUUGCUGUAUUUGACGAUAUACAAUCCAACACUUCGACCAGCAGAGCUCACGGACGACGAAGAUGCUGAGGAACAAGCACAUAUUGUAUUCUACACGGCUCGAGAAAGAGCGGUGUCUAGAGACAAGAUUCUCAGACAAGUUGGGUUAGCUAAAGCUUUGAUUAACUUCUCCAGUGUGUUCGACGGGAAUUCCAUUUGCGAGAAUGUACACUCUCAGUCGAGACGAAUGAUUAUGGUCUCACCGGAGCCUGAUUACUGGAUGCAUGCUUGUCUUGAGCUUGCCAGAACACCACGUCCAGUUAUAACCAAAGGCAAGGAUAAAGGAAAGAGCAAGAUUAAGGACCCUGUUCCCUCGAAACCAGAAACAGUAUACGACUAUCAUGACGGUUCUCUUCAUGAUCUGGCCCUCCGUAAACAUCUCUUGCGAGGAUAUGAGCUAUUCAAGCUCACUCACGGGUCUUUUGCAUCGAUCCUGAGUUCCUUAGGACAGCAAGCCUUGGAGUUACAACUUGAGCGAUUCUUCACAGUAUGGGGAUGGCGUUGGGACCCCGAAGAAGAUGUAGACUUCACAAGUCAUCUUGGCCCGCCCUUGCAUCCUCAACAUAAAUUGCUGACUCCUAUUUUGGAUGAUUUCACCGCCAAUGUCGACUUUGACACCACUACAUUUGCAUUAUUACCCCCUCAUCUCAUUCCAUCCUCUACAUUACUCCAUUCGACACUGCCAACAUGUCUUUCGGAACAUAUUAUGUCACGUAUACCCCCACCUCCACCCCCUAUACCACUAUCGACUCAAGACACAUCAGAUACGACUACUCACGAAGUAGACUCGCAAAUUGAGAAGACUGUACCUACUACUGCGCAAUCUGGAGACAAACAUCCUGAUACAAAUAAGCCAGGAACGGCUUUCAUGAGCAUGCCGAACAUGGGUGUCGAGAUGCGAAAUAUCAAAUGGUCAUGGCCCGGGUACCUCACGUUUGGCAAAACGACUUCUGCAAAGCCGUCUGUUCCCCCGACGCCAACUAGUACUCCAUCCAAUCUUGCCAAUGAACCUCCGACUUUGAGCGAUGAAUUUGGUAAGAAGGAAGAUUCUGUUACUCCAGAAGGGGGAAGACUCUCAGUCAAGCCACCGGAUAUUGAUACAGAGUCCUUGAAUGAAGCGAUCAACUCCGAAGUACAUUCUCCGCAACCUUCUCAACUUGGGUCACCAUCACCUUCUUCUCCGUCCCCUGCCGUCUCUUCCUCCCCCAUUGCCUCAUCCUCACCUGAGCCGCGCGAGAAAUCAGCCUCAAAGGAUGCGACGCCACCCUCGGCCGACGAACCCGACGCCGUUCAAGAUGAUCAAACAGAAAUCCAGGAGAAUAAGGAAUCUUCAAUUGACCAUGAAUCGCAGAGCUCUGUCGAAGAAGACCAAGGUUUGCCUGCCUCUAAUGAACCCACGGUCAAUACAGACCCAGUCCCCGCGCCUGUCGCUGAGCCCCAGGUCGAAGAAGCACUCCCUUCAGAGCCAUUACCGAGUUUCCUGACUACUACUGUGUAUUUGGCUGAAGGUGAUGAUCCUUGCGCCACCAUUCGAAGGAAGGUGUUGCACGUAACAGACGUUGUGCAAUUUUGUAGAUGCAUCCGCUGACUUUGGCUUUGAUUGUCGACACUGAUCGGGACUCGAACGACACACUUCUAGUGGAGCAAUGCCUGGCGACCAUGCGCAGGUUACAGGAAAUAAUUUCUUCAGAACAAAGCAAGAGUCUUGAAGCGUCUCUUCCGACGGUGAGCAAGAUCCUGGAGCCACAAGAUAGAUACGUCAUAUCCACGGGCUCCUAUACUGUAACAUCUUCCCAAGGCUUCACUUCUCGGUCGGAACAUUUGUUCAAUGGCCAGCAGAUCUUGCACAGCGACCACGAUGCGUUGGAGGUGUUCUCUCGUGGACAGAACCCACAACAUUGGCAUAUAUCUCGACGAGGUCUGGGUAUGGACCGAGAAGGGCAUGCAGUGGAAGGCGAAGUAUACAUGGAGAUUGCGCGGAAGGAGAGUACUCUGACGGACGUCGACAAUGAGCUUGCUGGGGUUAUCAGAAGAUUUGUUGAGCAGUAGACGUCGAUAUUACUAAGUCACACUUGGAUCAGAUGCUGUAGUUCAUUGUGUGAUGUCAGCUUCAAACCGGAAGACAGCACGAAAACUAGAUCAAUUCGAUAGCAAUCGAGAUACAACUUGGAGUAUAGUGUGCUACGCCACAGCAGGGAUGUAUUCUAACCAGCAAGAAAUUGCGACAAAGCCACUCAACGAGUUCGGGGGUAUUGACGUGAAUCCCAGCACGUCCAUAGUCCAGACAUUAUAUUAUUCCAG
Messenger RNA from Somion occarium, 2612 nucleotides. The record is from the annotation of a GenBank genome assembly. Lineage: Eukaryota; Fungi; Basidiomycota; Agaricomycetes; Polyporales; Cerrenaceae.